GCACUGCGCAAUUGACUGCUGAGGGAGCUGCAGACAUCGCCCUCGUAUUAAAACUGAUUUUGCUCAGCUGCGUUACUUGCCGCGACACCACUGCCGAAUGCCGCGCACCAGGCGUUUGUAAGGAAAAGCGGUGUUUGAGGACGCGAGAGUUCAUUACGAAUCUCAGCUUGGGGCAAGGAGCCUGGUUUACCCAGAUGGACCCUAAAUCCAACCACUAGCGCGCUUACAGAGGAGAAGCCAAGGGAUAUUUGAAAGGUGCUGAAGAGCGGAACGCCAUGAAACCACUGUGGCAGACCCCGGAGUAAAGGGCUGCAGCGACAGAUGGCGCCGGCAGCGGCCCGACGCAGCCAGGGCCCCCUCCAGGCGCCUGCACAGGUGUCCAGCGCUGCGGACAUCCUGACGCCCACCGCGGACCCCUGACCUGCGGAACUGCCGGGGGUGCGCCGCUGCGCGGAUUGUGGACCAUGGACAAUUUUACUGAGGGAAAUCCGUCUGUGGCAGAUUGUGCCAUGUUAGAGGAUUGCCCUGACGAGGAUGAGUGUGCCUUUCCUCCUGAAUUAAUGACAGCAAACUAUGUCCGUGUGACUCGGCUUUACUGUGAUGGCGUGGGUGAACAUUGUAAAGAUUUUGCCCAAACAGAGGGAAAUUUGGAAUUUGACAUCUGCAAUUUAUGGUGCAGUAAACCAGUUUCUGACCUCCACGAUUACUGUGAUGCCAUUAAAAUAUAUAUCUUCUGGCCACUUCUUUUUAACCAUCAGCACGCUGCUAUAGUGCCGCGGUUUCAUCCCUGUGUGGAGCCCAGCAGUUCUCAUGCUUCUGAGAUAAGUUUGAGGAAAUUACAAUGUCUUGAGUUGAUGGAAGAUAUUGUGGAUUUGGCAAAGAAAGUUUCGAAUGAUUCGUUCCUUAUUGAAGGCUUAUUGAAAAUUGGUUAUAAAAUAGAGAAUAAAAUGUUGGCCAUGGAAGAAGCUUUAAAUUGGAUCAAAUACACAGGCGAUGUAACAAUUCUACCUAAAUUAGGAUCACUUGACAGUAGUUGGCCUUUGUUAAGUAUUUUCUUUACUGAAUAUAAGUAUCACAUAACUAAAAUUGUAACGGAAAACUGCAAUUUACUUGAAGAAUUUAAAACUCAAAAUUGUGCUGAUUGUAUAGAGCAAGGAGAAUUCAUGAAAAUGAAAGGAAAUGAAGAAUUUUCCAAAGAACGAUUUGAUAUAGCUAUUAUCUAUUACACCAGAGCCAUUGAAUAUAGACCUGACAACCACCUUCUUUAUGGUAACCGAGCUCUUUGUUUUCUUCGUACUGGACAGAUAAGAAAUGCACUUGGUGAUGGAAAGAGAGCCACUAUUCUGAAGUGCUCCUGGCCAAAGGGUCAUUAUCAUUAUUGUACUGCUCUUUCUCUGCUGGGAGAAUAUGACUGGGCCCUGCAAGCAAACGUAAAGGCUCAAAAACUCUGUAAAAAUGACCGUGAGGGAAUCAAGGAUCUAAUUCAGCAGCAUGUAAAGUUACAAAAACAAAUAGAAGACCUGCAAGGUCGAACACCAAAUAAGAAUCCGAUUAAAGCUUUUUAUGAAAGCAGGGCCCAUGUGACUAGGAAUUCACCAGCCCCUGCUUUCAGUACAUCACUCAGCUUUGUGGAGAAGGGAAGAGAGUGCAGAAAAGAUAACCAGGAAAUGGCGUACGGUGGCAGAGAAUACAUAAGGGAAAUCGAUGAGGCUUUAAGAUUCGAUGAUUGUGACUGCGAGACUGAAUAUAUACAAUCACCACGUCAUCCUCCAAGACAUAGAGGAAGACGUAAAUCCCGAAACCAUGGGUCGCAGAAUGCCAAUUCUAAUUCAGAAUUGGCAAUUGAUUGGAAAAAGCUGUUGGAGAGAGAGUUUUCUAAAUCUUCCAGAGCUGCUCAGCAGGACUUUGCUAAUGUUAUGAAACUGCUGAGAAGCUUAAUUCAAGAUGGUUACACCGCGCUGUUGGACCAUCGUUGCCGCAGUGCUGCACAGUCCUUUUCAGAACUGCUAAACGGCUUAGAUCCCCAAAAAAUAAAGCAAUUGAACCUGGCUAUGAUCAACUAUGUAUUAGUAGUCUAUGGACUUGCUAUGUCUCUCCUUGGAAUAGGACGACCUGAGGAAUUAUCUGAAGCUGAAAACCAGUUUAAAAGGAUUCUUGAAUUCUAUCCCAAUGAGGGACUAGAUUCCUUGGCCUACUGUGGAAUUGGAAAAGUAUAUUUGAAGAAAAACAGAUUUCAAGAAGCUCUCACUCACUUCGAGAAAGCAAGUACCCUGAUUUAUCGUCUCCCUGGGGUGUUAAGUUGGCCCACAACUAAUGCGAUUAUUGAAGAGUCUCAGCCAAAAAAAAUAAAGAUGAUUUUAGAGAAAUUUGUUGAAGAAUGCAAGUUCCCUCCAGUGCCAGAUGCCAUUUGUUCUUACCAGAAGUGCCUUGGACUUUCCAAAAUCCAAAUAUAUGUUACCGAUCCGGACUUUAAGGGUUUUAUACGAAUCACCUGUUGCCAGUACUGUAAAAUAGAAUUUCACAUGAACUGCUGGAAGAAGUUGAAAGCAACAACCUUUAAUGAUAGAAUCGACAAGGAUUUCCUGCAAGGAGUUUGUCUUACCCCUGACUGUGAAGGUAUCAUUUCUAAGAUCAUCAUCUUUAGCCGUGGUGGUCGUGUUAAAUGUGAAUUUGAACACAAGGUCAUUAAAGAAAAGGUUCCUCCAAGACCUAUUCUGAAACAGAAAUGUUCUAGCCUAGAGAAGCUAAAACUGAAAGAAGACAAAAAAUUGAAGAGAAAGAUCCAAAAACAAGAAGCAAAAAAAUUAGCCCAAGAAAAAAGGGAAGAGGACCUAAGAGAGAAGAAUGCACCCAAAAAUGAACAGAAAGAAACUGUAAAGAGUGUUCAGAGUUGUCCAUACUUCGAUGACAGAAUUCUGCAGUGCCUGAAGCAGUACUCUGACAAAAUUCAGUCUGGUGUACCGGACAUUCCCGAGCUUCUCAGAGAAUUGGUUUCCUGGAAAGUUUGGACCACAGAAGACUAUGGACUGUGCUUCGCUAACCAAAAUUUUCCUGCCGAAGCAGUGGACUAUGUCAUCAAUUACUUGAUUGAAGCAAAUAACAGAGUAAAAACAAGGAUAUUUCUGCACAUUUUGUGUGAGCUUCAAGAAAUUGAGCCCAGUGCAGCCAGCUGGCUCCAGAAACUUAACGGCUUUGGCUUAGAUGCCACAGGAACUUUCUUUACUCGAUAUGGAUCAUUGCUUAAGGACCUUGAUUUUACCAUCAUGACUUUCCUCUGGAAUGAGAAAUACGGUAAUAAACUCGACUCCAUAGAAGGAAAGUCGCUUGAAUAUUUCCACGAACCCACAUCGGUGAAGGAAGCACGUUGUUUAAUAUGGCUGCUGGAAGAUCACAGAGAGAAGUUCCCAGCAUUGCAGAGUGCUCUGGAUGAAUUCUUUGAUAUAAUGGAUAGCCGCUGUACUGUACUAAGGAAACAAGACCAUGAAGUGCCGGUGACUUCUACCAAGACGAGGAACAAGGGCAAGAAAAAGAGGCUAAAAGAUCCCAAGCUGAUGUUAAUUGGGUCUGUAACAACUUCACGAACAUCAAGUAAUGAGAGCUUCACUUCAAGUCAAAACUCUCGCAGACGCAAUGGAGACCCCACUGGCCCAUUUGCAGUGCCCGAGCACCUUCGGCAGGAAAUAGAAGAGUUCGAAGCUUUCUACGAGCAGCAUCGCUUUGAGCGUUUGUCUAACUAUGUGGAGGAUCCUGGUCCUGUGGAAAUAGGGAACAGAAUAUUAACUGAAGAAUAUGAGUUCUUCCCAGAAGAAACUCGACAGAUACUAGAACAAACGGGAAACUUAAAGUCUUUUCUCCUGGGAUGUCCACACUUCGUUGUGAUUGACAACUGCAUCGCACUGAGAAAGAUUACAGUACGGCUCAAGAAAAGAAAAAAGAAGAGGAACAUGAAAGCAAGAGCAGAAGAGAUCUCAAAAAUAGAAGAGUAUUUACGAGCCAACCUACGGCAGAAUCCAGCUGCUGACGGCUCUCAGCCCGAUGGACAAUCCAGCCAAGUGCCUGACGCAGCUCCAGCACCAGCUCCACAGGACGCGGAGACCAAGGACACGGAGCCCAAGGACGCGGAGCCCAAGGACGCGGAGCCCAAGGACGCGGAGCCCAAGGACGCGGAGCCCAGGAACGCGGAACCCAGGAACGCGGAGCCCAAGGACGCGGAGCCCAAGGACGCGGAGCCCAGGAACCCGGAGCCCAGGAACGUGGAGCCCAGGAACGCGGAGCCCAGGAACGCGGAGCCCACGAACGCGGAGCCCAGGAACGCGGAGCCCAGGAACCCGGAGCCCAGGAACGCGGAGCCCAGGAACGCGGAGCCCAGGAACGUGGAGCCCAGGAACGUGGAGCCCAGGAACGCGGAGCCCAAGCCCGCGCCUGCUGACCCUCCCAGUCCCGUCUGUGAAAACAAGAAGCUCAAGUCUGGGCCUGAGAGCUCUUCCAGUCCAGUUUCUGCAGUUGAGAAGCCUGAAGGGGUCUCUUGUGAUUCUCCCAAGCCACUGCCUAGGGCUGCGACACCAGCUUAUUGGGCUCAGUCACACAUGGUCACGACAUUCUGCACCUACCUUCCCUUCCAGGGAUUUGGUAUCAGCCAGACUCCACCAGCGUACAUGAACGUGCUGCCAGGCGUGCCCCGGUACACCAGCAUGUACACACCGUUAGCCGGCAUCUCCUCUGAAUACCACCGGCAGAGGGCCAUAGUCCCGCUGGUGCCACCUUUUCUGGCCAAUGACAGAGCAAAGAGAAAUGCUCUUUUGUAUUAUAAGGAUCCUAAUUUGAAUGCUGCUGGUAAACCAUUCACCUCUGCAACGCAGAUCCCUGACGACUCUGGGGUAAGACCCGGAAAGUCACAGCGUGACCCAAGUGAGACUUACAGAGGCAGGGCGCCUUUGGGGAGCUCUGGCAGCAGACGGGAAUUCACUGCAGAAAGAGCCUCACGCACACGGGAGGUUGCUGUACAGGUGUCUUGGCCCAUCAUACACCAGGAAGUCAACACGGAGCCAUACAGUCCUUUGGAGGUGCAGCAGGGGGGUAUUUCACAGAUUGAAAAGGAGUACUAUGUCUUACGAGAACAACUGAAGGAAGCAUGUGAAAACUAUGAGCAGACGAAACUCAAGAGCGCCGAAGAGACCAGGAUCCUGGAAGAAAAGCUGAAAAAGAAUCUCGGAGAAAACAAGGUCUCAGAGACAGAGUUAGAUUGGCUCAUCCAGGAUUUGGAAAGAGAAGCUAGCGCAUGGGAAGAACAGAAACAGCGAACUGAUGACAGAAUCAAAUCAUGUAGGAAGAAUAUUAGAAAGGUUUGGAGUGCCUGUGGAAAGACUCCCUGGGACCUUGAUGGAGUGGACGAAUUGCAUCCGAAUCCAGUCCUUAAAAACAGAAGCACAUAUACAAAAGAGAAGAUGAGAAUAGAAGACAAUAUAAGGAAUGGGAAAGAACUGUAUGAAGAGAGUCACCAGAGGGCUCUGGUUGCCGAGGUAUCUGUGCUUGAAAACUGGAAGGAGGGUGAAAUAUUUAAGUUGCAGACCAUGGCAUCAAAAGCUGAAGCCUACCUUAAGAAUCUCAUGAACAGCACUUCUGCGGCAUAUCCCAACAAGGAGUCUGAUAUACUUUCAUGGCAAUCAUUUAUUUCUAAUGUUGCAACAGAAAUUACAAAAGCAAAGUCUCAGUUUGAAGACCAAAUUAGAGCAAUUCAAGAUGGGUCUCGGCUCCGGGAACUUCCCCAAGUGCGGAUUUCGGAGCUUUCAUUUCCUGCCUGCAAAGUGAUCCAGCCUCAGUCAGCCCCAAAGCCUCCAGGCGCUGAGAAACAGGCAUCCCAGACUUCUGCAAGCAGCGCACCUGCACCUGUGCCUGCACCUGCACCUGCGCCUGCGCCUGCGCCUGCGCCUGCACCUGCUCCUGCGCCUGCGCCUGCACCUGUACCUGCACCUGCUCCUGGGGCGGGCCGCAGGGAGGUUUGCCCUAGAGAGGCCCCUUCUGCACCAGCGCCCUCUCGUCAGCCAAAAGCGGCCCCACCGGCAGAGUCUAAGAGGGCCAGCCAGGCAGCUCGGUCAGUCCCAAGCCCCGACGAAGAUCGCAAACGGCCUGUUCCUACGGGGCGCACUCCCCGCUCAGGCCAGUCUCCAAAGAAACCAUUCAACAGUAUUAUGGAGCAGCUGUCGUCAAUAUUCCCGUGCUAUAGCAGCACUGAGCUUGCUGGUUUCAUUAAAAAAGUUCGAAACAAGAACAAGAAGUCACUUGCAGGACUGAGCAUUGGUGAGGUCGUCCAGAAAGUGACGGAACACAUUUUAGAUGAACAGAAAGGGAAGAAGCCAAAUCCAGGAAAGGACAAAGGGACACCCAGCGGCCGCUCUGCUGCUGCUGCGACCACAUCUUCCCGGAGUCUACCUGCAAUGCCCACUGGACUAUCAACCACAAUCAACGGACUGAAAACAGGAGCUGCCACUGCAUGGGCACCAAAGUCAAACGCGUGUCACAUAUGCCAUGAGGUGUUCAAAUCCAAAAACAUCCGUGUGCUGAAAUGUGGGCACAAGUUUCACAAAGGGUGCUUUAAGCAGUGGCUUAAAGGGCAUGGCAUCUGCCCCACCUGCCGCAACGCUGCCCUCCAGAAGGAAGGACAGUGAGCGCCCGCGGCCGCCUCUGCCCGGGUGGCCGCCUCGCCCUCGCCAGCGCGUCCUCGCCUGUGCACGACACCAAGACGAGGCCAGCAUCCUCUUGUCCUUCACAGCGGACGUUUUAAGACUGGCGUUGCGUGUCGCACAGCGCUGUGUGGAAAACUCUUGUGUGUUGCUGUUGAGUAAUUUCCCCUCUGAGUAACCGCUUCUGUGGCAGCCGCGUCGUGGCGUGUGCAGCGUGUGUCACCUCACCCUCCCACCGUCGGGAAAAUGCAGAGGGACCGGAGACGGGCUUCUCCGGGAAGAUUGUCAGUGCCUCAGAAACUGCAAGAAUGCCUGCCCCGGCCCAGUGCCCGAGCUUCCCUUUUUGUGUUUGAAAAGUCUUUCUAGUAGCUCUGUAAGCAAGGUAAUAAUGGCCUUUAUAUUGUUUUAUGUGAUGCAGUAUUCCUGAAAAUACGCCUAUAUUUCCCCUCGGAGUCUGCGUUUUUAAGAUGGCUUAAGGCAGAGUGUAAUAAUUUGCAGUUAAAAUACUGGCUGGUGUAGACCAAAAGAUCCAGUCUCUUCAUGAAAUCCCAGUGCUUUUGUUGUUCUGUCAUUUUCUUUCCCCCGUAGAUCUUUUAGGUGUUCAUUUUUCAUGGGAGAAGUAAUCUGAUUUUUGAAAGUCGGUUACAGCUACGCCCCUUGUGUAGACCUAGCCCGACCUCCUCCCUCCAGUGGGGAGGUGUGCGCCUCCUACCGGCGCCUCGGGCGUUUCUGUGGAGGGCGCUCCCCUGUGCCCUUCCGCAGCAGUUGGCCUCUGCGGUCCAGGCGGUGAGCGUUCGGCUGUCUGCGCCCACCCAGUGCUGAGCACGCGUGGGUGCUGUGGGGCGCCAGUCACCUCGUUUCCCCCUGCUCUCACCCCAAAAAGCGAAACUUGUGUAAUAGACAAUCCGAGGCGUGUGUGUUACAACCGUCCCGAGUUCGACCUUCGUGUGGAGUAAUGCAUGCCGUCCUGUACCGUGGCCUGAGAACACCACCUGCUUUAGAAGCUACUUAGACACUGGAUGUCUUUCGGUGACCCAAAGACAGUGUGAAUACGGAAACAUUCCAUUUCUCUGAAACACGAAGGGUCACAAGAUGUUUUCCACUGUGUUCUUUGUCCCACCGGCAACUCGGUGUGUCGGCGGAGUAGGUCACCUUCCUCCGCCUGUGUCCCCGCGAGCUGUGACGUCUUCGUGACUUGACCGUAGACACUCCUUACUCCCGGACGCUCCCGCGGUGGCUCCUCAAGCCUCAUCUGCGUAUUCGCUGUGCGCGCUCUGCUCUGUCAGGGCCAGUUGUGGCGCGCGUGCAGUGUGCUCUGCUUACCCGCAGCCUUGUGAACCUGCCUUACCUCUCAAUAAAGCUCACCCAAAAGA
Chinchilla lanigera (long-tailed chinchilla) is the source of this 8053-nucleotide messenger RNA. It is a transcript of the gene Ttc3, whose product is annotated as tetratricopeptide repeat domain 3. Lineage: Eukaryota; Metazoa; Chordata; Mammalia; Rodentia; Chinchillidae. The record is from RefSeq and is a predicted model, not a curated record. Gene Ontology annotation, molecular function: protein binding; ubiquitin-protein transferase activity. The coding region runs from base 465 to 6665 and encodes 2066 amino acids. The transcript is spliced from 47 exons. Gene Ontology annotation, biological process: ubiquitin-dependent protein catabolic process.